AUGUCAAAGAUACAGAGAAAGAGAAGUUUGAGGAAUUGUCCGAUGAUGAAACUUGAAUUCCAGGCCGCGGCGCACUUUGAUGAGGCAGAGGUAUCCAUUGAAAUUGUGGGGCAAAUCCAUGAGAUCCCGGACUCGGACUUCAUACAAGUGAUUAUCGCGUACUCGUUUGACGGAAAUGCUCCGCUCCCCAGUAUUACCACGGCAGACGGAGAAAUCUCCCACUUCAGGAUUUUCUCCCAAACCACAAAAUAUUGCACGUACUGUCGCUCAACUGUUGCAAAACUUGUACGACGUGUGGACAAGUACACUACCGUCGUGAUCCGUCUGCUAUCGUCGUUUGCAAGAAAUGUAAUACGAGACAUAGGGGAACAGAGUGUCCAAAGAGAAACAAGCGCCUCAAACAAGUCCCUGAAAACAUCAGUCACCCAGCUCCAAAUCGUGGUACGAAACGUAACGCGGUGGGCCGAGUGCGCAACCCCCCCCCAUCAGCAGGCAAAUAAUUUCAGACCUCCCGUGGCGGAAACCUUUGAGAUUGAUUACCCGUUGUUAGGAAGUCAAAGAAACCCGCAAGCAGUUGUUAACGUUGCCCAACAACUGACGAGUGCCCCUCCAACUACCUCCCUGAAACGGAAGACUCCUCCACCCACCGUUUUGACACGCCCUUCCACCGAUGCCGUGAUGGAAGUCGAUGCGGAUGGCUGGACAACCGUGUCCUAUGCGAGAAACAGGUCUUCCGGAAAGGGGCGUCAUUCCCCUUCACCGCCGCGGAGAACACCCUCACCCCAGCGCCAGGGAGGACACCCUCACUCCGGACGUCGAAGAAGUACUUCCCCGUCCCGGCGUCAAAGAAGUGCUUCCCCUCCUCGUUGCCAGGCAGGCACUCCUCCCUCCAGGCGCCAAGGAGACAGCCCCGUUGAACACAAUAUUUUCGAUUUCUUGAACCCCAAGGAUCAGGCGAUCUUCGGCCCAGACCAACCCCAGGAAGAGGGGACAACGGCCCCUGCCCCUCCGACUUCGGCCAGCUCCCCCAACGAUGCUCACGCUAUGGGCGAUAAUAUGGUAGUUGAACAACCUGAAAAGGUACUGCUGCCACCCGAUCGGCCAAAUGACCCCAAGACUACCUCUUCGGGCACAACGAAUACCUUCAAGUCCUCUCCCAAGACGCCGCUGCCUAAGGAGAACGCCAAGGUAACAAAGCCGAAACCAUCGAAGGUCGCAAAGGCGCAAGUUGACGAAUCCCUUUUAUCGAAUGCAACUACUCAGGUGGUUUCUCAACCUACCACAAAGUCCCCCAAACACACCGGAUCCUCUUCGGAGUCUGGUGCCAACACGGGUCAUAAUGAUAGGUUGUGA
Diutina rugosa is the source of this 1353-nucleotide messenger RNA. RefSeq lists its product as uncharacterized. The record is from RefSeq and is a predicted model, not a curated record. Bases 1 to 1353 code for a protein of 450 amino acids. The transcript has a single exon. Lineage: Eukaryota; Fungi; Ascomycota; Pichiomycetes; Serinales; Debaryomycetaceae.